This is a messenger RNA of Dufourea novaeangliae, 651 nucleotides long. Its product is annotated as pleckstrin homology domain-containing family A member 8. Gene Ontology annotation, biological process: intermembrane lipid transfer; ceramide transport. The coding region runs from base 1 to 651 and encodes 216 amino acids. The transcript has 5 exons. Lineage: Eukaryota; Metazoa; Arthropoda; Insecta; Hymenoptera; Halictidae. The record is from RefSeq and is a predicted model, not a curated record. Gene Ontology annotation, molecular function: ceramide 1-phosphate transfer activity; ceramide 1-phosphate binding. Gene Ontology annotation, cellular component: membrane; cytosol; cytoplasm.
AUGUUGUCAGCUGCUACGAGUGAAAAGGGAAGGAGAAGCGCGCUUGAUAGUGAAAUUACGGUACUUUUUCCGGAAAUCAUAGACGAGAAAAUAAAUACUACAGAAUUUUUAGCUGCUGCGCGUGGUAUCGUGAAAAUCGUGGAUAAACUUGGUAAAGUUUUUGCUGCUGUUAAAUAUGACAUUCAGGGGAAUAUCAAUAAGCUCGCCACUAGGUACGCGACAAACAGGGAAGCCAAUGUAACCUUGCAGGACAUGAUUCUUAUUGAAAAAGCUUCUGAAACUAACUUAGUCGCUAUGGACGCUUUAAUGUGGUUAACUAGAGGAUUACAUAUGAUUUUACUGUUCUUCGAAAAAAUUGUCGAAGAUAGCAAAAUGGGUACGCCGACAGAAGAUUUGGUAGCGUUUCUUAAAAUGUCUUACAAAGAAGCUCUGGAACCGUAUCAUGGUUGGAUGGCACAACAACUUUUCGAUCUUCUUUCGCGCAUGGUUCCCACACGAUCGCAAUUUUUAUACGCAUUGACUGGAAAUGAACAAACCGACAAGAACGGUAUCGUCAUCAGCGAGAUGGAAACUUAUUUGGUCAAUUUGCGUAAAAAUGUUUCGGUAAUACAAUUAUUUUAUAAAACUCAUAAUCUUGGAAAUACAACUUAG